CGCCCUGGGAAUGCUGGCCAGCAGGCCCUUGCCCAGCUCGCAUAUGGUUCCAGUAGGACACACAACAAGGAAAGCAGCUGGCUAGCAGGGCUCUGAGACAAUCACCUACAAAGAAGUUUUCCUACCAUCUCCAGCCAGAUUCAUCAUGUCAUACUAUCCACACUUCAGCCUCUGGAAAGUUUUCCAGGAUGCUUUUGAAAUAUAUAGAUUAGCUGAGGAGGAGGAGGAGGAGGAGGAAGAAAUGGAAGAGAAGGAGGUGGAGGAAGAAGAGGAAGAAACGGAAGAGGAUGAGGAGGAAGAGGAAGAAAUGGAAGAGGAGGAGGAGGAAGAGGAGGAGGAGGAAGAGGAAGAAGAGGAGGAAGAGGAUGAAAAGGAAGAGGAGGACGACGAAGAUGAGGCCGAGGAGGCAGGGGCAGCCACUUAUAGCGACAGCAUCUUGUCUACAUCAUCUGCCUCUUUAAGAUUCACUUUGCCCUCCUUCUGUGCUUCCUCACCUUCCGCUUCCUUAUCACAUCCUCUGUUUUGGAGCAAUCCUGAUGAGGCAGAAGAGUCUGCUACCUGAAUGCUGAGUAUUUCACAGAGUUACCAGAGCUCUUACUCCUUUACUUCAUAUAUCAACUUAGUUGAAGAAUAUGGCAGCCCAGAAAAAGAGCUUUUAAACACUUCGAAGUUGACAGACGAAGUUUCCGCAUGGCAAAAUCUCAAAAAGCAAAAGGUCACUGAACUGGUGAAUCUCCUGCUCCUGAAAUAUAGAAUGAAAGAACCUAUCCAGGAAAUGGAAAUGCUCGGGUUUCUCACCAAAGACCACAAGAAACAAUUCCCUGCCAUCUUUGAGGAAGCUGCUAAGUGCUUAGAGAUGAUUUUUGGCGUUGAUAUAAAGGAAGAUGAUCCUGUAAGCAGCUCUUACGUGCUUACCAACACACUAAAUCUCACAUAUGAUGACAACAACAGGAGGUUGCCUAGAAAUGUCUUCCUGAUAGUUAUUCUGGGUGUAAUAUUCAUAGAGGGGGACUGUGCCUCUGAAGAAAGCAUGUGGGAAUUCCUGAAUAUGUUAGGAAUAUAUGAUGGGAAGGAGCAUUUCAUUUAUGGGGAGCCCAGGGAGUUCCUCACUAGAGAUUUAGUGCAGCAAAAUUAUCUGAAAUAUAGGCAGGUGCCCGAGAGUUAUCCUCCACGUUAUGUGUUCCUGUGGGGUCCAAGAGCCUACUCUGAAACCACCAAGAUGAAAGUUCUUGAAUUUUUGACCAAAUUUACAAGGAGGGAACCAAUGUAUUUCUCAUCUUUAUAUAAUCAGGCAUUGAGAGAUGAGGGCUCCAGAAAUGGCCCCAUGGAGGAUUAGUACCAUUUUGAUAACAACAUGGGGCAACCCAAUUACUGAUUUUAAAAGGGACAGUCAAAAUUUUAA
Microtus oregoni (creeping vole) is the source of this 1402-nucleotide messenger RNA. RefSeq names its product melanoma-associated antigen 9-like. Gene Ontology annotation, cellular component: nucleus. The record is from RefSeq and is a predicted model, not a curated record. Lineage: Eukaryota; Metazoa; Chordata; Mammalia; Rodentia; Cricetidae. The transcript is spliced from 4 exons. Gene Ontology annotation, biological process: negative regulation of transcription by RNA polymerase II.